Messenger RNA from Sebastes umbrosus (honeycomb rockfish), 5624 nucleotides. It is a transcript of the gene mllt10, whose product is annotated as MLLT10 histone lysine methyltransferase DOT1L cofactor. Gene Ontology annotation, cellular component: nucleus. Gene Ontology annotation, molecular function: histone binding; nucleosome binding. The transcript is spliced from 21 exons. NCBI's taxonomy places the organism in Eukaryota, Metazoa, Chordata, Actinopteri, Perciformes, Sebastidae. Gene Ontology annotation, biological process: regulation of transcription by RNA polymerase II. The coding region runs from base 196 to 3513 and encodes 1105 amino acids. The record is from RefSeq and is a predicted model, not a curated record.
ACCGUCGCGCCGUGGAAGUGGAUGUUUUGGUGAGGAAAAUACGGUGUCGAAAAGGGACGCAAAUACCUUCAAAACAUGACAUAACGACCGAGUGGGACCUAAAGCGUCGUAGCAGGGAUAUUAAGGGCGUCUUCGAGGAAGGUUUCGGGUUAAUAUUUGCAUCGUAAUUCCUCCGCAUGUCCGCUUUCUUCGUACAUGGUCUCCGGCGAGCGUUGUCUGGCGGCGGACGACGAGUUGUCGACGAAUAACAAUAAUAUGAAGGAGAUGAUCGGCGGGUGCUGUGUUUGCUCCGACGAGAGAGGCUGGGCGGAAAACCCUCUGGUGUACUGCGACGGACACGGCUGCAAUGUCGCCGUGCAUCAAGCAUGCUACGGCAUCGUGCAGGUGCCCACAGGUCCUUGGUUUUGCAGAAAGUGUGAAUCUCAGGAGAGAGCAGCUCGUGUGAGAUGUGAGCUGUGUCCACACAAAGACGGAGCGCUCAAGAGGACAGACAACGGAGGCUGGGCCCAUGUAGUUUGUGCCCUUUACAUACCUGAAGUGGAGUUCGCCAAUGUCUCGACUAUGGAGCCAAUCGUACUCCAGUCUGUGCCACAUGAUCGCUACAACAAGACAUGUUAUAUUUGUGAGGACCAGGGCAGAGAGAGCAAAGCAGCUUCUGGAGCCUGCAUGACCUGCAACAAACAUGGCUGCAGGCAGGCGUUCCAUGUCACAUGUGCCCAGUUUGCGGGGUUGUUAUGUGAGGAACAAGGAUCCGACGCAGACAAUGUCAAGUACUGUGGAUAUUGCAAAUACCACCACAGCAAAUUGCGAAGGAGCAGGGGCCGCACUAGUAUGUCUCAAAGCUUAAGUGACUCUUCCUCUCUGUGUAUGGAUAGACCUCCAGACACGGACAAGAAGAAACACAAGGAGCGGGACAGGCACAAACCGAGACACAAGAAGAUCUCCAUGGACAUGUCGCCCUCCCUCGUCCUUCCUAACAUCAUGGUCCCAGACAAGACCUACAACAGCACUAGCGCAGCGGGAGGAGGAGGACCCGCCUCUCUGCCGGCCUCCUCGCAGAAGCGACUGGACGACGGCACCGCCCGCUUCACGACCGCCAACUUCCAAGAAGUGUCGUCCGCCCUCUCCGGCGGCGGUCCCAAAGACGGCUUGGCCCCCGAUGCCGGGAAGGUGGCGUCCGAGGCGAAGAACAAGAAGAACAGCGGCGCGACCCACACUGUGGGACAGAGGGGUGGCCGCAAGUCUCUCACCUCCUCAGGGAAACCCCUCGCCUCCGCCGUGGUAACCAUGGCAACCUCCUCCACAUCUGCCUCUGCUUCCACUGGGCCUUUCCACCAAGGCCUCCUGUUGACCAGUGCCAGCAAGACGCCCUCUGCCCCCUCCUCCUCAGACUUCCUCAGUUUCUCAGAUCCAUCGUUGCGUUCGGGGGGCGGGACUACCUUCUCCUCCCCGCCAUCUUUCAGCAGCUGCCUUGUGAAGCCGAGCUCGGAGGGCGGAGCUUCAGAGGGAACUACGACACUCUUCGGCUCUCUGAUGUCCGCCACGACGGCUUCUGCAGUGGGCGGGAAGCUGUAUGAGAAUUCCCACAGUCACACAGCCAGCGAGACGACAAGCCUCGGUGGGUCCGCCGGCUACAAACGGCCCCAACCCUCCAGCUCAGCGCCGGGGAUCGGAGGAGCGGCGGCAGGAGGAGGGGAUGAUGGGGUGAAGAAGAAAAAGAAGGGCAACUGGCGAAACAGAUUUGGACCUUGCUUCACCAAGGAUGUGAAGCCUCCGGAGCCGGCUCCCUCCCUGAAUCUCCCCACCUCCUCCACGGCCAACACCCCCUCCUCCUCCUCCUCCACCGCCUCCCCAUCCUCCUCUUCGUCCUCGACGCUCACGGGCCGGCCGGGCUUAGUAUCCAGCAGUGGAUUAGGAGUGGGGGUGGGAGGAGGAGGAGGAGGAGGAGGAGGAGGAGAGAGGGGGCUGGGAGUCAUGGGUGUCAGCGGUGGGAUUCAGAAGUCCCCGUCGCUCCUCAGGAAUGGGAGUUUGCAGAGCAACAGCAGCUCCACGACCACUGGGCCAGGUGUUUUCUCUGGUGCCGAUGGGUCAUCGGCGGGGAUGGGAGCCGUCGCCAUUGGCGGAGCCAGCUCCGAGUUGUCACAGCAACCGCAACCCACACCUUCGCUAGCCCCUCCCUCUCCAUUCACUGCCACCGCACCGCUAACCAGCACAGCCUCCCCACACGUGAGCGGGCUGCCAGGGUCCGUCUUCAACCUCGCCCCCUCGCACAUGUUCGGCAACAGGCUGAAUCCCAACUCGGCCAUGGCGGCCCUCAUCGCCCAGUCCGAGGCCUCACCAGCAGAUCAGGAGGUGGGAGACGGCAGCAGCGGCGUCGGAGCUCAGGGCUUCUCCAUAAGAGCUUCUCCCAAGACCACCCCGCGCUCUCCCAUUGGUGGCCUGCAGAUCCGCUAUGACUCCUCGGGGUCGUUGCCUGGGCCGGGGCUGGGGUUGCUAGGGGCGGGGGGAGGCGGCGGCGAGACGCUGCCCCCGGUGGCCACCAGCAUAGAGCAGCUCCUGGAGAGGCAGUGGAACGAAGGGCAGAGCUUCCUGCUGCAGCAGGGAGCGCAGGGAGACGUGCUGGGCAUGUUGAAGUCCCUCCACCAGCUGCAGGAGGAGAACAGGAAGCUGGAGGAGCAGAUUAAAAGUCUGACCAUGAAGAAAGAGAGACUGCAGCUUCUCAGCGCUCAGCUAUCAGUGCCUUUCACCUCCACCACGGCCUCCUCUGAUGUGAAAGGAAGCCAGCUCGGAGUCACUGACUCAUCUUUACCUGUGGCAGCUCAGGACGGUGCGUCAUGUGGCGGCCACAGCAGCAGUGGCUCCACCUCCUCUCUCUCCACGCCUCCCUCCGUCUCCCAGAGCCCGCCGCAGCUAAACGGCGUCGCCGCCGUUGGAGCGCAACCAGCAAGGCUCGGCGGGGUGGCGGGGCUGAUGGGCGCUCUGGGUGCAGGCAGUGCACUGGGCAUGGGGGGGAUAGUUGGGUCACUGAACGGGGUGAUCCAGACGCCGGCGGGCACCGCCAGCCCUCACGCACACACUACAGGAGCAGCUACGGGCGUCGCGAUGCCCGUUAAUAGCUCGGCAACUAGUAAGAACAGCGCUGCGCGGCUCGGCCUGCUGUCUGAGCAGCACAGACUCCUCCUGCAGCAGCAUCAGCUCCAGCAGCUGCUGUCCUCACAACCUACAGCGGAGCAGCAGCAGGUGUUGCUCUACCAACUGAUGCAGCAGCAGCAGGACCUCCAGCAGCUGCAAUCCCUCUCCUCCUCCGCCCAGAUCCCCUCCAUGCCGCUCUCCUCCGCUCAGCUGCCCAUCAACAACCUGCUGCCGGGCGCCCAGGGCCAGGGCCAAGGCGCCAUCACCGCCAACCCCUUCCUGGCGAUGCAGCACGCACACGCUGACACACACGCCUCGGGGGCACAGAAGCCGCGGCUAGCCGAGAAGGCCGUGGGCGUCGCGGGGCAAGAGAAGACAUGACGGCAGAUGCUCUUUAUGUUUUUGGUUGCUGUUGUUUUUUCUUUUAAAUAAAUAUGCAGAGUCUUCGGGAGAUCAGCCUUUUGGUCAACUUUGUGGUUCGGUGAUGAGAACAUUGGCAGCAGAGAAAUCUGCGUUCCUGGUAGAUUAUUCUAUCCAGCGGUCCGUGCUAAUACAUUAGCAUGCACUACGGCGACCUCGUCAGGUUUAUUUUUUGCAACUUUUUUCAGGUUACAGUCUUAACACAACAUUUUGUCUUCAUUUGUACUAUUUAUGUCCAUUCAAUUUUAUGUUUUUUUUAGCUUUAGUGCUGCUUCAGGUUUUUAUUUGAUCACUGUUGAUAUGAUUUUCAUUUGAUAUCACUGAACUUAGUGUGUUAGUGUCGGUAAAUACAUGGUGUGUUUGAUCUCUCAACAACUGAGUUGACUAACAGGUCAGCCUUUUUCUUCAAUUUCUCUCAAUAUGUUCUUCAUCCUGCUUCUUCACAUUCAUUCGAUCUCUUGUUGCUGUGUCAUCUUUUUUCUUUGCAUCAUUUCCUUCGUCUCCACAUUUCUCUCACUGCUUCUCCAUCCUCCACGCUAACAUCCCUCUGGGUCUGGUCUCUCUGCUGUCUCACUCUCUCAGGGGCCUCAGCUUAAAUCAGCACACGAGCUAGCGCACACAGAACUAUAAAAAAAACUAGCAGAAAUACAUGUAUAUGAAAAAAAGAAACUACAAUUCCCCACCACAGGACUUAACAGUAGCAGAUGCAUGUUUGACAUGUGUCUCGCAGCGAUCCCGAGGGGAAUAUAUUGGGCGAGAGGCUUGUGAAAAUAUCCCAUAUGUUCUCGCUGUUGCUGCCUCUCUCCCCCAGUGUCUUUCACUCCAGUUUGUGUAGAUCCCUUAAUGUCAGUGGAGCCAAGCCUCGUACAGUCACCGCAGAAGCCUUGCUUUUGACUGUCUCUUCUCUGGGCCAGAUACAGGGGGCUCACUCAGGGAAGUGAAAUGUAAAAGUUGAAUGUUCAGAGGGAUGCAUGAAUCCACACGGCACAGACUCCCAAAGAGAAAUUAUGCAGUUGGUUGUCAGCACGUGGAAGUCAUUACAUUUCAUCUUCCUGAUUGAGCCCCCCGCUGCACCUACCUCUCGAGCAGGACCAGCCUAUCAGGACCUAAAAACCCACAACAGUGAGGACUGGCCAAUCAGUGUCCAAACCCAAAAGUGCCUGAGGCCAAGGGGGGGUGGGGGGGGGAAGAAGGCGGGAUUUGUUUUCCUUUUACCUGUGUCCCUGUCACUCAGCCCAAUUCUUCACAAUGCUACUGGUAAUUAAGCUGCGUUGCUACGGCAACAGAUUACAAAAAAAGACUGGCGGUCUCUUUAUUAAAACCAGGAAAUAUUAUUCUGCUGCAUUCUCUAAUAUCAAAGCCAACUUUGUAUUGUGCUUUUUAUUUAUUGGGAGUUUGUUUGUGUAAUGGGCAUAAGAUGAUAUAUUUUAAAAAGCCUGCUGGUGUUGCAACUUAACAUUUUGUACUACUGUGUAAAGUUUUGUUUGUUUGUUUCUCCCCUCAUACAGUUGAAUCUUGCUGUAAACCCGUUUAAUGACUUCUACUCUGUGUUGUGUUUUGAAAGCUUGAAGCUACUUGGCUGAUUGGGGGGGCGGGGGGGGUGGGGGUGGCUGUAUAUAGCUGUUUGUAGGGGGGAGGAAGUGUGUCAUGGGGGCGUUCAGUGGCACAGUUUCUACCUCGUUAAGUGUACAUAAAGCUUUCUCAUUGGCCCGUUGGUGUACAUAAGUGAUUGUGAUUAGCCGUGCUGGUGUGAAGGAAAGCCAAUGAAGCCUCAAUUUGUGUGCGUGAAUCUUUAGGACCAGACAAAAAAAAAAGGUUGACAGUGACUGGACACAAAGUAUUAAUUUAUUUUUAUAUGUGCAGGGACAUUGUGUUUCUUUUUUUUUUUUUUAAGUUUUGCACCGUUUUCUUGAUAAGUCAUUUUAUACUUGGCACCGUGUUUUCAUCUGUGCACACAUUUGUUUGGAUCAGUUUUGUACAAGUGGAAAAUAAUGAGGGGGGGUGGAGUAAAAAAAUAAAUCUAACAUUGUAUUUCAAAACACCAAAAUAAAGAAACACUCUGGAUAAAUUAA